Esox lucius (northern pike) is the source of this 805-nucleotide messenger RNA. RefSeq names its product inner mitochondrial membrane peptidase subunit 1 (gene immp1l). NCBI's taxonomy places the organism in Eukaryota, Metazoa, Chordata, Actinopteri, Esociformes, Esocidae. The record is from RefSeq and is a predicted model, not a curated record. Gene Ontology annotation, cellular component: mitochondrial inner membrane peptidase complex; membrane. Gene Ontology annotation, molecular function: serine-type endopeptidase activity. The coding region runs from base 222 to 725 and encodes 167 amino acids. The transcript is spliced from 7 exons.
AGGUCCAGUAUAUUUUAAGUAUCAAUUACGGUUUAGUAAAAUGAUUUUGCUGAAUAACAAGAUUGUUUCAUGACAUAAACAUAUAAUCAUGAUUGACAUAAAAUGGCUGAACCAUGUUUGGCGUGUAAUCCUGGAUUAGCAGACACACACCCUGUGUUAAUUCCCAGCUGUAGUACAGCACUAAAGCAACAACACGGACAGAGACUGACGGAGGUGGUGACAUGUUCCGCCGUGUGCUGGGCAAGACCCUGGGCUUCCUGGGCUACACUGUCCAAUACGGCUGCAUCGCCCACUGUGCCUUCGAGUACAUUGGCGAGUUUGUGGCGUGCUCUGGUCCGUCUAUGGAGCCCACCAUCACCAGCCACGACGUUGUCUUCUCGGAACGGUUGAGUCGCCAUUUGUGCAGAAUCGAGAAGGGGGACAUAGUCAUCGCAAAGAGUCCGUUCGAUCCACAUAUGAACAUUUGUAAACGAGUAAUCGGUUUGGAGGGAGAUAAGAUCUGCACCAGCGGGCCUUCAGAUGUCUUCAAGACCCACCAAUAUGUUCCGAAAGGGCACGUGUGGCUGGAAGGGGAUAACCUUAGGAAUUCCACGGACUCCAGGAGCUAUGGCCCAGUUCCCUAUGCCCUGAUCAGAGGGCGCGUCUGCCUAAAGCUCUGGCCUCCACAUAAUUUCGGUGCCCUCAACCAAAGCCCGACAGGACGAAUUGUUAAAAGGAGUGACUGACACUAAUUAACCAUGUACAUAAGUGAUUUGUAUACUUUCAAUUGAAUGCAUAUUAAAAAAGUUUUUUUCCCUUUACGCUA